AUGGCCACCCGCACUGAGCUCGUUGCCCCUGCUUCCUCUAGCUCCGGACCUGCUGGCGUACGCCGACGCUCCUCGUCCCACUCUACCCAGAGGAAGCCGUGGCAACACUCACGCCGGCCUUCGUUCCACUCGAAUCACUCUCGUCCCGAUCCCGAGGAGAUCCAGCGUCUCUCCUACCACGUCUCGCGCCAGACGACGAGAUCUUCGCAUCGACACGAGCCGAAAUGGUACAAGAUCCGUUGGUUCAAGGGAAUGGUCGACGACGUCAAGAGGAGGGCGCCGUACUACUGGAGCGAUUGGAAAGAUGCAUGGGAUUAUAGAGUCGUCCCUGCCACGGUGUAUAUGUAUUUUGCAAAUAUCCUCCCAGCGCUAGCCUUUUCGCUCGACAUGUUCACCAAAACCCACAAUUCAUACGGCGUCAACGAAGUGCUGCUGUCCUCCGUCUUGGGCUGUGUGGUAUUUUCUGUGUUUGCCGCUCAACCCUUGGUCAUUGUCGGCGUCACUGGUCCCAUCACCGUGUUUUCCUACACUGUCUACGACAUUGUGGUCCCGCGAGGCACCAACUUCUUCUCCUUUAUGACCUGGAUCGGCAUUUGGUCACUCGCCAUGCAUUGGCUUCUGGCCAUCGCCAACAGCUGUAACGCCUUGACCUAUGUCACUCGUUUCAGCUGUGACACGUUUGGCUUCUACGUCGCCUUCAUUUACCUGCAGAAGGGGAUACAGGUCUUGACGAGACAAUGGGGCCUGGCCGGCGCCGAGAGUGCAUAUCUCUCCAUCAUGGUCAGUCUCCUCGUGCUGGGCUUCGCCUACGGCUGUGGGAUCCUAGGGAACAGUAAUUUGCUCCAACGCCAUGUGAGAAAAUUGAUCGAGGAUUACGGUACUCCCCUGACCAUAGUCUUUUUUACGGGCUUCGUCCAUAUCGGGCACAUGAGGGACGUCCACCUCGAGACGUUGCCUACCAGCAAGGCUUUCUUCCCCACUGCAGACCGUGGUUGGUUUGUGCAUUUCUGGGAUAUCAGCGUCGGCGAUGUCUUCCUUGCUAUUCCAUUUGCCAUUCUUCUGACCAUCCUAUUCUGGUUUGACCAUAACGUUUCCUCGCUCAUUGCCCAAGGGACGGAGUUUCCGCUUCGCAAACCGCCGGGCUUUCACUGGGAUAUCUUCCUACUCGGGUUGACUACCGGGAUUGCGGGCUUGCUGGGGAUUCCCUUUCCCAACGGCCUUAUCCCACAAGCUCCGUUCCACACCAACUCGCUCUGCGUCACCAGACAAGUGGUGGACGAGAAAGCAAGAGGCCACAUUGUCCGCGUAACGGACCACGUGGUCGAACAGCGCGUCAGCAAUCUCGCGCAAGGCCUGCUCUUCGUCGUCACCAUGACCGGACCGCUCCUUGUGGUCCUGCACCUUAUUCCGCAGGGGGUUUUGGCCGGCCUGUUCUUCGUCAUGGGCGCCCAAGCUCUAGUGGGCAACGGCAUCACACAAAAAAUGCUGUUUCUGGCACGUGACAAGGAACUCACUGACGCCAGUGACCCUUUGGCACGGAUCGAUCGCCGACUGGCCAUUUGGGUCUUUGUGGCGCUGGAACUCAUCGGGUUCGGCGCGACGUUCGCCAUCUCCCAGACCAUUGCGGCCAUUGGGUUUCCCGUGAUCAUUCUGCUGCUGAUUCCUGUACGCACCUGGCUGAUGCCAAAAUGGUUCCGUGACGAGGAGCUCAGGGCCCUGGACGCGCCUACUGCCGGAGCGUUUGUCAUGGAGAGCGUUGGCGGCGCGUAUUACGGCGCGAGUGAAUCCGCGACGCCCAACUCCAGUCCGCCGGAUGAGAACGACGAGAUCGCAGUCGUUGACGAUACUUUGGAAAGAGGCGAGAGCUACGAGUUACAAAGCACACGCGCGAAUCCGAAGAUGGCCGAGAACGAGAACGAGAUCCACAAUGCGGCGUCUGCGCGGGGCAGCGAUCAAGCUCGAGGAAAUUCUCCGCAGGCAAGGCGGAUGAGCCACAGUGAAGUGCAAAGGCCAGGUGUGGGCAAGAGGAGGCGAAGUCGCAGCUCGCUUAACAGACGUGUGUGA
This is a messenger RNA of Capronia epimyces CBS 606.96, 2064 nucleotides long. RefSeq lists its product as uncharacterized. Bases 1 to 2064 code for a protein of 687 amino acids. Gene Ontology annotation, molecular function: solute:inorganic anion antiporter activity; borate efflux transmembrane transporter activity. Lineage: Eukaryota; Fungi; Ascomycota; Eurotiomycetes; Chaetothyriales; Herpotrichiellaceae. Gene Ontology annotation, cellular component: plasma membrane; fungal-type vacuole. The record is from RefSeq and is a predicted model, not a curated record. Gene Ontology annotation, biological process: borate transport; transmembrane transport; monoatomic anion transport. The transcript is spliced from 3 exons.